Molecule: messenger RNA, 1085 nt
Organism: Prorocentrum cordatum
Lineage: Eukaryota; Dinophyceae; Prorocentrales; Prorocentraceae
Source: the annotation of a GenBank genome assembly
CAUUUUGGCUCAAGCGACCGCAAGGUGCCGCCCCGUGCCCUCCUGCGCGCGAUGGCGAAGCCUAGAGGGGCUCUUCCUGCUGCGCUGAGCGGCGCCGACCUCGUGGAGGCGGCCGUUCGCGCGGCAAUCCUGGCGAAGGGCGCCAGGCGCACGGUGGCCGCUGUGGCUCGUGCGACAGCCGCGGCUGUGCUCUCGGCACGCGCUGCGCCGUCGCCGCCGCCUGCGGGCUCCGGUCGUGCCGAGGGCGCCUGCGCCGAGGUCCAGGUCAGGGACGACUCCGAGGACAAGGGCAAGGACAAGUACAUGGGCAAGGUCCUUCGGAGACGCCGCCGCCGCCAGCGUCUGGCGGAGGCGAAGCGUACGGCGGCUGCUGCGGCGGACGCCAUGGACGAGGACGUCAUCAACGAUGAGUGGGCUGAUGACCUGCGGUGCGACGCUGCUGGUCGUGAUGUUCCUCUCGCUGGUGAGCCUCGGGCCGCUGCGGUGGCGGCUGCCCCCCUGGCGCUGGCGGCGCCCGUGGAGGCGGUCGCGGCUCCUGUGGGGCUGGCGCUGACGGAGAUGUCGGAGGACGUCGCUGCGGCUUGCGUCCGCGCCGUCGCUGGGCGGCUCGACGCGGAGCCAGCGACGAUCGUGGAGGCGCUGGAGGCGGAGUUCCGCGCCAGCGGCAUCGACAUCGGCGCCUUGGCGGCAGGGUGUGGUGGCCGCCCGCCGCGGUAGCCACCCCUGCCGCCGUCGCUGGACGGCCCGGUGUUCGCGCUGGCCUUCGGCAUCCAUGGGUUCCUCUUCUGAGGGCCGCCCGCUGGACGGGCCCGUCGUCUCCCAGGGCGACCCCUGAGACCCCAGCUUGGCGCGGGGCUACUCGGCGGGCGUGUGGGAGGCGACGAGUCCGCCCAGCCGUGGACGACCCCGCCGUCUCCCUGGCGCCCCCUUCGGGGGGAGUCGGGGCGGCGUCGAGGCCGCCCACACCUCUGCGCUCAGUCUGUGCCUCAGACGCGGCGCUUGGCUCUGCUCUGCUCUGCUCUGCUCCUCCUCCUCCCUCCUCCCUCCUCCUCCUCCUCCUCCUCCUCCUGCUCCUCCUGCUCCUC